CUCUGUGUGUUAUAUGUGAGGAUAGUUAAACCUGCUUUCCCUCGUGCCAUGGUCCCAAUCCAUAUCAGGAUUCCCAGCAGCUGUAUUUAACCUUUUAUAAAUCUGAGAUCCAGUCAUGAAUUUCCCACAACCCCAUCUUCUUGUGCUGUCAGAAUCAUACACUGCUAUGCCUCAAACAAACCCAAAAAGUGCCAUUUUUUCUAUUUUGUAAAAAAAUGUUACUUUGGUAUUCAUUAGUCUUAAGCUUCUUACAUGUUUUCCCCUAUAUACAUAUUUCUGCCUGGACAGUGGAUAGCCCAAAUAAUAUGUGUAUUGUUUUUAAAUAUUUGUUAAUAACCUUUUACAAGGGGACAAGGGUGCCAGCUUGAAUAAAAUAUUGUGGGGGCCCUGGUAAGCCCCAUCCCACAUAAUCACAUGACACAUUGCACACACACCAUUUGAAUGGGAAUCUCCAUCAACUGUGGGAGGCAGCCCCUCAAAUAUUUUAUUGUGGGAGGCAAAGCCCCCAUGGCCCCUAGGAAUUGGCUCCUGUGCAGGGGGAUUGCAACCAAAAAGUGAUCUAACUAAAUGACCUUGUCCUCCUUUUCCAAUUGCAGGAUGCCUCCGCUGUAGCCAUGUUGUUGCUAAGGCUUGUUGUACUUUGUUGCAGCCCAGUUCCAAGACUGCAUGCAAUGUGGUCAACAUGAGUGCAUUGGCAUUAUUAGAACUCCAAAAAUAUAACUAUGAUGCAAGCUACUCUGCUAAGAGAAAAUGCUCUCAAUUGUCUGGACACAAUAAGAAAGGCAUUGUGUUUGGAUUAUAGAAGCUGCCCAUUGUUCUGGUUUAAAGCUUUAAGGCAAAUCUUUGUUUCAUAACAUCACUGUAAGUUACUUACACUUUCAGGCUAGAAUAUUUAUAAGGCAUUUGAAGCCUCACUGGGGUUUAACUGUUCUUAGAGCAUGGGGCAGCUCCACACUGGUAACAUGAAAGGAACAGAGGUGGCAGAAUUACAGGAUAUGUACAAAAAGUUUGUUCUAGAAUGCCCCAGCGGAGGUCUCCAUUUGCAUGAAUUUAAGCAGUUUUUUGGCAUUACCAGCCAGAGCGAAGCAUCUGAAUAUGCUGAGAAUGCAUUUAAAUCCUUUGACACGAAUGGGGAUAACAUGAUAGACUUUUUGGAAUAUGUAGCAAUUUUAAACCUAGUACUCAGAGGGAAACUUGAGCACAAACUGAAGUGGUCAUUUAAAGUGUACGACACCAACAGGAAUGGCUUUCUUGAUAAGGCUGAACUAAGGAAAAUGGUGAAGUGUGUCUAUAAUGUCAAACAAGGAUGGGCAAGAAAUAUGGAUACUCAGAUGUCAACCCCGGAGGAAGUGUGUAACAGAAUAUUUCAACUUAUGGAUGAAAAUAAUGAUGAACAAGACUCCACUCUACAGAACACUUGCUCUGAAGCAAGGAUGUCAAACUCAAAGAGCUCAGAGGAACAAAUUUCAUGCUUAGUAGAGCACCAGGAGUGUCACAGGCAUAUUUUCACCAACAAAUGUAGAAAAAUUUCACUGAAAGAGUUUGUUGAUGGAGUGCAAAGAGAUGAAUGGGUAAGGAAAAUGUUAAAUAUAGAUCCCACAGAAUGGAUCCUUGAACAUCAAAGAAAAAAGAAUGCAGAUGAAAAGGACCAAACACUGGAGGAAAAAGACAUGUCGUCAGACCUUCCCUAGCAUUGGUUAUUGUAUGUGAAAUAUUUUCAGCAUGAUGGCACUUUGAUCCCAUGAAAUGAAAAGUAUAAAAUGGGCAAAGCCAUUUUAGCUAUUAUAUAAUCUAAGCAGUAGUUAUGAAGUUGAGUACUAUCUCUUGAUCAUUUUUCAGAAUAACAUCUUUCAGCUAACCAAGCAGAAAAAAUAGGUUCCAAGGGUAUGUGAUAUCCUAACAUAUCAGAGAUAUUAACCUGAACAUAUUUCCAGAAUAUUUCUGUCUGAGAACAAUUCCAAAAUAUAUGUAUGUAAUCUGCUUUAUUUAAUCACCAACAUUUAUCUGAUCCUAAUUUAUAUAUUCAAUUCAUAAGGCAUUAAAUGCCAUUCACAGAAGGUUUUUAAAUAGUUCUCCUUUAGGAAGAAAUUAUAAUAGAAUGGAAGUUGUCCCAAAUCCAGUUCCAUUGUUUCCUGGUUAUUCUUUGACCCAAAUCUUGCACCCAUUUUCUCAUAUAUGCAUCCUAGUUCUGAUCAAAGCAUAACCAAAGGUCAUAGAAUCUUGCAAUUAUGCCUUCAUUCAAAUAAGAGAGAAAAAUAAUACUUUUUGAGCACUUGUCACAGUGGGAGAUGAUACUCAUUUGCAAGGAAUAUGUACUGUACAAGGAAACCAAAAGAUAGCCGAAUGAAUCUUGCUACAGAGCUAGUUUAAUAUUUUAGAGUGCUGGCAUGGUUUGGGGACUAGUACUGCAUACAUAUGAGCUUGCAUUUGCACUCUCAUAAAGUCUGUUCAACUCAAUCAUUUUUUCAAUAAAUACAAAAUCAUUUUUAAAAA
Molecule: messenger RNA, 2493 nt
Organism: Podarcis raffonei (Aeolian wall lizard)
Lineage: Eukaryota; Metazoa; Chordata; Lepidosauria; Squamata; Lacertidae
Product: guanylyl cyclase-activating protein 2-like
Exons: 5
Coding region: 939-1691 (250 amino acids)
Biological process (GO): visual perception
Cellular component (GO): cone photoreceptor outer segment; photoreceptor inner segment
Molecular function (GO): calcium sensitive guanylate cyclase activator activity; calcium ion binding
Source: RefSeq, a predicted model, not a curated record